AUGAAAGAAUUGUUCACAGAAAAUUCCUUCACUACCAACAGGCACAGGAAGGAAGAAAUGCUUUUGAAAUUUAUUAAGCAAACAGUUUUCCUCUUUAUGACUGUGUUUGGCACUCUGGGGAAUAUUUCUGUUUCUGUCAAUUAUAUGUUCAGUUGGUUUGGAGGUCCUGAUAAGAAACCUGUGCACCUUAUUCUCAUCCACUUGGCUUUCACAAACAUCAUAAUGCUCCUUGCAAAAGGGUUGCCAAAGACAAUGGCAGCUUUUGGCUUGAGAAACUUCCUAGAUGACAUAGAAUGUAAGAUCAUCGUUUACCUGCAGAGGGUUUCCCGUGGGGUCUCCAUCUGUACCAGCAGUCUCCUCACUGUGGUCCAGGCCAUCAUCAUCAGUCCCAGAGCAUCUGGAUGGAGGAGGCUUAGACCAAAGUCUGUAUGGCACAUACUCCUAUUCUUUUCUUUCUUUUGGAUACUCAACGCUUUAAUAGGUAUGAACCUGAUCCAUUCCAUCACAAAGACAAGCCUGAAUAUAUCACAGUUUAAGAAUGAUGAUAACUAUUGUUCCUUAAUGCUUGAAAAUCAGAAGAUUAAGUGGAUUGUUCUCCCUUUCAUGGUCCUGAGAGAUGCUGUGUUUCAGGGAGCCAUGGGAGCGGCCAGUGGCUACAUGGUACUUCUUCUCCACAAGCACCACCAGCAUGUCCUCCACCUCCAGAACUCCAGGCUUCUCUACAGAACUCCCCGAGCUGAGAGCUGCUCAGAGUGUCCUCCUUCUGAUGCUCUGUUUUGUUUUCUUCUAUUGGACGGACUGUGCUUUUUCUCUAUUUUUAAGUCUCUCUUUAGCAAAGAUACCCUUGAUAGGAAAUAUUCAAGAAUUUACAACCCUUGGUUAUGCAACUUUUAG
Molecule: messenger RNA, 894 nt
Organism: Myodes glareolus (Bank vole)
Lineage: Eukaryota; Metazoa; Chordata; Mammalia; Rodentia; Cricetidae
Source: RefSeq, a predicted model, not a curated record